Exophiala viscosa is the source of this 1070-nucleotide messenger RNA. Its product is annotated as putative deacetylase LmbE-like domain-containing protein. The record is from RefSeq and is a predicted model, not a curated record. Gene Ontology annotation, biological process: GPI anchor biosynthetic process. The coding region runs from base 98 to 988 and encodes 296 amino acids. The transcript has 4 exons. NCBI's taxonomy places the organism in Eukaryota, Fungi, Ascomycota, Eurotiomycetes, Chaetothyriales, Herpotrichiellaceae. Gene Ontology annotation, molecular function: N-acetylglucosaminylphosphatidylinositol deacetylase activity. Gene Ontology annotation, cellular component: endoplasmic reticulum.
CGGUCGACAGCAAGCAACCUGGCCUCAUGUUGCUUGAUCCUUGAGUGCACGGGCAACAGGUACCUGGUUCAUAUGCUUCUUCUCUUACCCCAAGCAAAUGCCUCCGAGGAGAUGGCGUAAGAAGUAUCCCUUCUUGUACACGCGUCGGGCACGCAUCUUCCGCAAAAUCUUCACAUAUUUCACCACAUAUCUCAUCCUCGUUCCCCUCCUACUCUGGGUAUUCCUCGCAUCUCAGAGCAAUCCAUUUCCAGAGCAGCUCUAUGAGGCACAACGCGUCUUGAUCGUGUUGGCUCACAGGAGUGAUGCAACCCUGUUCUUCAGUCCGACCAUCCUCCGCGUGACGAGCAGGCCUGAGCAGGACAAGUUGACCAGGCUGCUAGUCUUGUCAAAAGAUGAUCACCAUGGGCAAGUUGACGUAGACAACACCGAUUUCUUCGAGGCAUGCGACAUCCUGGGAAUUGCAGAGAGACAUUGUAAUGUGCGAGAUCUUCCUGGGCACGUAGAUGAUGCCGACGUCGUCUGGUCCCGUGGGAGGAUCGAGGCGACCGUGAAGAGCUAUGUGAUGAAAUGGGCAGUUGACGCGAUAAUCACCUUCGACGACGGUGGAGUGACUGGACACGAGAACCACGUCUCAGUCAGCGAUGCUAUCGUGAACUACGUCUCCCACACGGAGUCAGCACCACCAGUCUACACCCUAACCACAGUCAACGUCCUCCGCAAGUACAGCUUGCUAGCGGAUCUACCACUCACGACUCUCACGCACGCUCUCCGAAGACUGUUCUUCAGUCCAGGUGCAGAAUACACAGCAAGUGACACCUCAGUACUGUCCGUCAACUCCAUGUCGAUGUGGCGUCAAAGCGUCUCUGCGCUAGAGCAGCACGAGAAUCUGGAGACCUGGACUCGAUAUCUCUACGCCCUGCUAGGUCGAUACAUGUGGAUCAACGACCUGAAGCUGGUAGUACCAGGAAGCGCCAAAAGGGGUCAAUGAUAAUAAAGUUGGCACUUGGCACUUGGCCGCUCAAGCCCAGCAUCGAGAGAUAUCGUAUGAUACUGCAUUUUCUAUCAUCCUG